AUGAAAUGGAAAGUAAGGGAAAGAGUACUAACGUCAAUGUUGUUGCUUUGUGUUGCAGAGGGCCAAGCCAGCCACCUGAACCUGUUCAACUCGCGGCAGCAGGCGAAGAAGAAGCGGAAGUCGCGCACGGCGUUCACCAACCACCAGAUUUUCGAGUUGGAGAAGCGCUUCCUGUACCAGAAGUACCUGUCUCCAGCGGACCGCGACGAGAUCGCGGGCCAACUCGGCCUGAGCAACGCGCAGGUCAUCACGUGGUUCCAGAACCGGCGCGCCAAGCUGAAGCGCGACAUGGAGGAGCUCAAAAAGGACGCCGGGUCCACCGACGUCUUGACCGCGCACAGGUCCUUCCUGGAGAAGGUCACCGACCUCGGCAUUCUGAAGAAGAAGGCGCCCUCAAGCAGCGCCCCGAUGGCGGCAGCUGCAUCCGCUGUGGGGGUGGCAUCUGGAGUCUGUGGGGGCCGAGGCGACUCGGGUAUCGACAAGUAGAGGGCACCUCGGCAGGACAAUGUCACACAAUGUGGAGUAACUGGGUGGACACUAACUACGUAGACAUUUGAAUUCUGAAGAGUGCGACUCACCUGUGCGAUAUGUCACCACAGAGCACUGUUCAGGCACCUUUUGACAGGUAUUUUGUUCCUGUUAUGAGAGACGGUCACUUUCCCAUUUCGCAGUCACUUCACCAAUAGUCGAGUGGAAGAAUUUUACAAGUAUAGAAACGUCCCUGAAUGGAUGGUCACGAGAGCUCAGUGACUUCGAACGUGGACUAGCCGUUGUUUGUCAAUCCAUCAGCGACGUUUCAAUACUUGUAAAAUUCUUUCACUCGACAAUCACUGUCAGGAUUUAUACGAAACUGCGAGCUCACGAAGAGCAGAUCUCACUAUGUUAACCUUUAUAAAAGUGAAGAAACGUAGGACUUGCCAGGUGUUGAGUAACACGUGGCAAGGCGUUUAUUGUUGCAAACAUUUACCACUACAGUAGUUCCAGUGCCAGAUUUCAUGAUAAAUGGCUAUAAAAAUGUCUAGCUUAUUAAUACUGAGUAAUACACUGUCUUACGAAUGAUGGAGAAGUUACUUGGCUGAACCCGGAUUUCGCUUUGAAACUUAAAUUUUUGGACUGUUCUGUAACUUCUAUGGUGCACCUAAAAUCUUAAUUCGUGCAAAAAGAAAAAAAAAUUAUCAAUAAUUUUUCAGUUACGUGUUAAUAGCGGAACUCGCAACUGUAAUGGAAAAAAAGGGAAAAUUAUAUAGUAGAAACGAAUGUUAGGGAGACAAAAACGCUAUUAAAGGGACAAAAACUACUACGUAAAUAGUGAAUAAAUGUGUUAUAACCAUGGUGCUGUUUGGAUGCUUAGCUCC
Schistocerca americana (American grasshopper) is the source of this 1355-nucleotide messenger RNA. RefSeq names its product transcription factor LBX2-like. The transcript has a single exon. Lineage: Eukaryota; Metazoa; Arthropoda; Insecta; Orthoptera; Acrididae. The record is from RefSeq and is a predicted model, not a curated record. Bases 1 to 486 code for a protein of 161 amino acids. Gene Ontology annotation, biological process: regulation of DNA-templated transcription. Gene Ontology annotation, molecular function: DNA-binding transcription factor activity, RNA polymerase II-specific; DNA binding.